Anastrepha obliqua is the source of this 651-nucleotide messenger RNA. Its product is annotated as cuticle protein 16.5-like. The coding region runs from base 1 to 651 and encodes 216 amino acids. NCBI's taxonomy places the organism in Eukaryota, Metazoa, Arthropoda, Insecta, Diptera, Tephritidae. The record is from RefSeq and is a predicted model, not a curated record. The transcript has 2 exons.
AUGUCGAAACUCUUGUUGGUGUUACUGAUUGCUGUGAACGCUGUUUGCGCAAUUGCUAAGCCUGAUCAAGUAGCUGUGGCUGCGCCUCUUCCUGCUACUCCUGCUGUUGUUGCCAACCCGUACGUUUCCGCUGCGUACAUCGCUUCUCCAUAUGCUGCUCCCGCCGCUUAUAGUUCUCCUUACGUCACAUACUCUACUCCCUACGCUGCGUAUACGUCAACUUAUAGCGCACCCUAUGUCGCACCAUAUUCCGCCUCAUAUGCACCUGCAGCCUACACCAAUGCUCCAUUGAACUCCGCGGUCGCAAGUCAACGUGUGGAUAUACAGAGCAAUUACUAUGCAACACCAGUGAUAGCUGCGGCGCCAGCACCUGCCAAGUUGGUCGCACCCCCAGCCGCUGUUGUAGCCAAUCCUGCUGGCUUUGUUGCACCUGCUGCAUACCCUGCACCUGUAGCUGCGGCUUACUCUUCACCUCUAGCUGCAGCGUAUACUGCACCAGCUGCCCCCAUUCCUGUUGCUGCAGCAGCUCCUUCCAUCGCAUCCGUAGCUCCUGCGCGCUAUGUUGCCCCUGCGGCAGUUGCUCCAGCGCGUUAUGUGGCCCCCGCCGCACCAGUAAUAGCUGCGCCACCAGCUAAGCUGGUGGUUGCCUAA